AUGUCUGCUGCGCCGGCACCCUCCGCCAUCAUGGAACCCUCCUACUUCCAAACCUCUUGGGGAGCCCCUGCACCAGAGCACGACCAACUUGGCUACAGCGGGCCGGAGAUGCCGAUGGAGGACGCCCUCAUCAAGGCAGAACUGAACCAGUCGCGACCUGUUCACUCGGCCUUCCAAGCACUGUCGAUAAACUCUGCCGUGCCGGCACCAACGGUCAUGUCGCGACCACUUUCCCCGCCUCCCUCCUCUACAAAAAUCGACAUGCGACUGGCCGAGCCAGGAAGUGACGAGUCCAAGCCCGGGUACAUGACGCCUUUGGCGAAUUACACAGCCACAACAUUCUGGUACUUCUGGCACGCCGACAUGUUCUCCGCAACGCUGGCUCAAAGCCCCAACUGGAUGGCGCGGCGCCAGAGCAAGGAUAUUCGCAAGUCCAACUCGCGUCCAUUUGACAACGAGGGCCGAGCGAUCCAUCCCAUUCCGAUCAAUCCCAAUCUCGCUUUCUGCCAGUUUGUGUUCUCAGUCCUUCACAGCACCCAAGUGUCGUUCUCGGUCACCAUCCUCGCCCUUAUCUACACCUACAAGUACAAGAAGUGCGUCGCACUCGGCCGGCGGCCUCCAUUCCCUCGCGAGGUGUCGGAGGCUCAGGGUUUUGUGACUGGCCUCAUGCUCGCCAACAAGUAUUUGGACGACAACACAUACACCAACACCACAUGGGCUCAGUUCCUCGGCAUUCCCGUCAAGGAUGUCAACGAUUACGAACUCGAGUGGCUGGACGCCCUUCACUUCAGCCUGCGUGUAGAAACCCGCGAGUUUGAUGGGUGGAGAUCGAUGCUCGACACGCACAUCCGCUCUCAGCAUGGUGACGCAUUGUCCGGUUACGUCUUCCCCGCGACGAACGGCCGCGCCCGAUCGGCCUCCCCUCCGAUGGGUCUGCAGAAUGGCGCUGUCGCCAACCAGCAGGCACUCAAGCGGACGGCCAAGGACGCCUUCUCGGCAGACGUGCUCCACAACGCCGCAAUGUACGAGGCCGCGCGUCUUGGGACACGGAAGGCGUCGCUGUCUGCGCCGCAGUUCCCCUUCACUGCCUUACCAACGCCUGCGCCUUCCAUCCCUUCAGUGUCGCCCACUGGCCCAACGUACCCAACGCUGGCACGCUCAUCGUCGCUCAGUCGUCAGAUCGCGCCACUACCGGCCAACGGUUCGCAGCGCAGCUCGGCAGGCCAGGAGCAAAUGGCGCCAGAGGUCGCCGACCUGCGCCAGGCAGCGCUCGCCAACAACCACUGGGGUACACAGCAGCAUGUCACCGAGCCCAUCGACUUUGCACAGGAAGAGCGGUGGCGGAUGGCGCCUACUCAGCAGCGCCUGUACUUCUUGCAGGCGGCAGCCACCCCGCAGUUCGGUCCAGACCCGCGUUACCACAAGGCUAUCCCACAUUACCUCGAUGCCGGCCACGAAUCUGGGUUCGGGUACAACCCGUACGCCAUGCCCACCGUGGCUGCACCCAUGGCAGCGGAGGCUAUGGACGUCGACCAGAGACAGGUAAACCUCGCCUCCCCGGUGGACCCUCUGUACCCAGCGCAGUCACAACAGCCGCAGCAACACCAAGGAGCAAUGCAGAUUGCUCAGCAGCAAGCUUACCGCGGCAUGAGCUUGCCUGUCGCCCCUGUUCCAACGCACUUUGUGAACCCUCAGCCUGCUCCCUUCGCCAACGCUGGCCCUCCCGGUUACGCAUACGGGUCGUAUGGCUGGCCCGCUCCCGGCACUUGGCGGCAACAGCACUGGCGGCCAGGCCACGCCCAGCGGUGGUCCUCGGGGUCGGACGACGCAUACCUGGCAAUGCAGCCACCUUCACUGUGUCACCCAGCGGCAUUGUCACAGUGGUCCACGCCUGCAGUUCACCCCGCCUAUCGGCCCCAGUUCUGA
This is a messenger RNA of Cutaneotrichosporon oleaginosum, 1926 nucleotides long. RefSeq lists its product as uncharacterized. Gene Ontology annotation, biological process: regulation of cyclin-dependent protein serine/threonine kinase activity. Gene Ontology annotation, cellular component: nucleus; cyclin-dependent protein kinase holoenzyme complex. Gene Ontology annotation, molecular function: cyclin-dependent protein serine/threonine kinase regulator activity; protein kinase binding. NCBI's taxonomy places the organism in Eukaryota, Fungi, Basidiomycota, Tremellomycetes, Trichosporonales, Trichosporonaceae. The record is from RefSeq and is a predicted model, not a curated record.